AUGGCAGCCCAAUCUGCCCGACAAUGGGGUGUCACACCUCCGAUCUCGACUGUGCUUCCUACCCAAGAUGAGUUGGUCGCCAAUGAUGAUCUCAUCGCGGAGCUAAAGGCGCAGAAUAACUUCGAGCCUCCAGCGGAGACGGAACGGAGACAACAGAUGCUGCAGUUGCUUCAGCGCUGCGCUUUGGAGUUUGUCAAGGUCGUAAGUCGCAGAAAAGGAAUGUCGCCUGCCGCUGUAGAAGCAGCCGGUGGUAAGAUCUUUGCCUAUGGCAGUUAUCGUCUCGGAGUUUAUGGUCCAGGAUCGGAUAUCGAUACCCUCGUCGUUGGCCCGCAACAUGUCCUGACUGAAGACUUCUUCGCCGACUUCCCGCCCGUUCUUGAACAACUAGCCCCCGAAGGCACGAUUGAAAAGAUGACACCCGUCCCCGAUGCAUUUGUCCCUAUCAUUAAGCUCGAACUUGCUGGAAUCAGCAUCGACUUGAUCUUUGCUCGACUCAUUGUUCCUUCGGUGCCCAUGAACCUUGACUUAAAGAACAACGACUAUCUGCGAGGUCUAGAUGAGAAAGAGGUCCGGUCGCUUAAUGGAACCCGUGUCACUGAUGAGAUUCUGGAGCUCGUUCCGCAGCAGAAGACAUUCCGCUUGGCUUUGCGCGCGAUCAAGCUCUGGGCCCAACGACGCGCAAUUUAUGCCAACAUUGUUGGCUUCCCUGGUGGUGUAGCAUGGGCAAUGCUGGUGGCUAGAGUCUGCCAGCUUUACCCUCAGGCUACUGGUUCUGUCAUUGUAGGCAAGUUUUUCCGCAUUAUGAACAAGUGGUCAUGGCCACAGCCUGUUUUGCUCAAGCCAAUUGAGGAUGGUCCUCUGCCAAUGAAAGUUUGGAACCCAAAGAUCUACCACGGCGACCGUUUUCAUCUUAUGCCCAUUAUUACCCCGGCUUACCCCUCAAUGUGCGCGACCCAUAACAUCUCAAUGUCGACAAAGACAGUCCUUCUCCGGGAGCUUCAGAGAGGUGGCGAUAUGGUGGAUAAAAUCUUUUUGAAGCAACUCUCCUGGAACGAUCUAUUCACACGUCACAGCUUCUUCACAAAUGAUUACAAGUACUAUCUCAGCAUUACAGCCUCAAGCAAGACAAAGGAAGCAGAGUCCGUUUGGUCUGGCUUAGUUGAAUCUAAGCUGCGACAUCUGGUUGGAGCUCUUGAUAGAAAAGCUGUUAUUGCUGUUGCACACCCUUUCCCGAAGGGCUUUGAACGAAUUCAUCUUACUAAGAACGAAGAUGAGAUGGAGGCUGUGAAGAACGGAUCCACUAAAUAUCAAGCCACUGGAACCAAAACUGAGAUGACGGACGAGACCAAAGAUGCAGCUCACCAAGCUGCUGCGGAGGCUGGGGCUGAGGAUGCAGCAGUCCCAGAGCCUGCAGUGAAGCCUGUUGAAAGUAACGAGGGCCAGACAGUUUACACCACAACCUACUACAUUGGCUUGGAAUUGAAGCCGUUAGACCAAGGCGCACCGCGAUCCCUGGAUAUUUCGACCGAUUCCCAGAUAUUCAAAUCUACCUGCACAUCAUGGCCUGGAUACCAGCCAGAGGUAAUGGAUCUUUCUGUGAUCCAUGUUCGAAGUUUCGAUUUGCCCGAUGAUGUCUUUCAGCCGGGCGAAGUCCGUCCGGUCAAAAAAGUGAAGAAGGUUCAGAAGAGAGGCCUUCAAGGCCAAAAGCGACGAAUCGAUGAGUUGGACGACCCGACCCAAGGUGCUGCUAAACGCCAGGUCACUCCCAACACGAAGCCCAACGAUCCGACCGCCGCAUGA
Penicillium malachiteum is the source of this 1800-nucleotide messenger RNA. Its product is annotated as polynucleotide adenylyltransferase. Gene Ontology annotation, cellular component: nucleus. The record is from RefSeq and is a predicted model, not a curated record. Bases 1 to 1800 code for a protein of 599 amino acids. The transcript has 8 exons. NCBI's taxonomy places the organism in Eukaryota, Fungi, Ascomycota, Eurotiomycetes, Eurotiales, Aspergillaceae. Gene Ontology annotation, molecular function: poly(A) RNA polymerase activity; RNA binding.